Rattus rattus (black rat) is the source of this 4678-nucleotide messenger RNA. It is a transcript of the gene Ksr2, whose product is annotated as kinase suppressor of ras 2. Gene Ontology annotation, biological process: protein phosphorylation. The transcript is spliced from 20 exons. NCBI's taxonomy places the organism in Eukaryota, Metazoa, Chordata, Mammalia, Rodentia, Muridae. The record is from RefSeq and is a predicted model, not a curated record. Gene Ontology annotation, molecular function: protein kinase activity; ATP binding. Bases 711 to 3563 code for a protein of 950 amino acids.
GCAGCAGCGACAGCGGCAGCAGCAGCAUUGUCGCGGGGAGCAGACCGCAGCCAGCCGCAGUGGGCACCGCAGCCGCGCCAGCCUUGCGCACAGCAUCCCGAGAGCGCGCUGAGCGCGGGGACCCGCGGACCAUGCCGUGUCACUGCGACCGGGAGGGGGGCAGGCGCGCUCCUUUUUGACAUAAAAGCCAGCCGGCCAAAUAGAUUUAUAUACAUAUAAUUCCGCCCUUCACGGAGCCGGUGUGCGAAGCGUGAGCUCUAUUUCCCUCUUCCUCCUCCUUCCACUUCUCCUCCUCCCCUUCCUCCUCCUCGCCCUCCUCCUCUUUCUCCUCCCCCUCUCUAAGUGUACAGACUGCACCCUACCACCUGGUUGGCUUCUGACAAACGGGCAUCUCUCCCUUUUUAGGGACCAGGGACACAGAGAAAGAGAGAGAGGAGAGAGACAAGGGACAUUCUAAUGCAGACUGCCUGAUACUCUACCCCCGCCCCAAAUAAUAAUAAAUUUUGGCUCUUGUCCCCUCCUCCAACCCCCACCCCCUCAAGCUUGUGUGAGAUGUUGGGUUUCUUCAGGAGACACUGCUGAGAAGUCGCAGAGGUUGGGGAGGCGUAGGGGGGGGUGGACUCCCUCUACCUCCACUCCUUCCCUCCCCCUUUUUUCUUUCUGGGAGGAGGUGGAGGAGGAGGAGGGGAAGGGGGGUUGCAGAGCAAGCUAUGGAUGAGGAGAACAUGACGAAAAGCGAAGACCAGCAACCUCUGAGUUUGCAAAAAGCCUUGCAGCAGUGCGAGCUGGUUCAAAACAUGAUCGACCUGAGCAUCUCCAAUCUGGAAGGGCUUAGGACGAAGUGUGCAGCUUCCAACGACCUCACGCAGAAGGAGAUCAGGACCCUGGAGAGCAAGCUGGUGAAGUACUUCAGUCGACAGUUGUCCUGUAAGAAGAAGGUGGCCCUGCAGGAGCGCAAUGCCGAACUGGAUGGCUUCCCCCAGCUCCGUCACUGGUUCCGGAUCGUGGACGUGCGGAAGGAAGUCCUGGAGGAGAUCUCCCCUGACCAGCUGAGCUUGGAGGACCUCCUGGAGAUGACCGAUGAGCAGGUGUGCGAGACCGUGGAGAAGUAUGGAGCCAACCGGGAAGAGUGCGCCCGGCUCAACGCCUCGCUCUCCUGUCUCAGGAAUGUGCACAAAUCAGGAGGGAAUCUCUCCAAACAAGACUGGAUCAUCCAGUGGCCCACCACGGAGCCAGGCCAGGAGACCAACCCUGUGUGUCCCCCGGAGCCCAGCCCGUGGAUCCGAACCCGCCUCUCCCAGAGCCCCAGGGUCCAGUCCAAGUGUCCCCAGCACUUCUGUCACACCAGCCCUACGCCUGGGGCCCCUGUAUACACCCACGUGGACAGACUCACUGUAGAUGCCUACCAGAGCUUGUGCCCGCCGCCGCCCCUGGAAUCAGGUCACCGCUCCCUGCCCCCGUCACCCCGGCAGCGGCACGUAGUCCGCACCCCACCUCGCACCCCGAAUAUUGUCACCACCGUGACCCCGCCUGGCACACCACCCAUGAGGAGAAAAAACAAGCUGAAGCCUCCGGGGACUCCACCCCCCUCCUCUCGGAAGCUCAUCCACCUGAUCCCUGGUUUCACAGCGCUGCACAGGAGCAAAUCCCAUGAGUUCCAGCUUGGGAACCGCGUAGACGAGGCCAACACGCCCAAAGCCAAGAAGAAGAGCAAACCCUUGAACCUCAAGAUCCACAGUGGCGUGGGCAGCUGCGAGAACAUCCCUGCCCAGCAGCGGUCUCCGCUCCUGUCCGAGCGCUCCCUGCGGUCCUUCUUUGUGGGCCACGGCCCCUUCCUGCCCUCCACCCCGCCCGUCCACACUGAAGCCAAUUUCUCUGCAAACACACUCUCUGUACCUCGAUGGUCGCCACAGAUCCCACGCAGAGACCUUGGCAAUUCCAUCAAGCACAGGUUUUCCACCAAGUACUGGAUGUCUCAGACGUGCACGGUCUGCGGGAAAGGGAUGCUUUUCGGCCUCAAGUGUAAAAACUGCAAGUUAAAGUGCCACAAUAAAUGCACCAAAGAAGCCCCGCCCUGUCACCUCCUGAUCAUCCACCGAGGAGACCCAGCAAGGUUAGUGCGAACGGAGUCCGUCCCCUGUGACAUCAACAACCCUGUCCGGAAGCCUGCCCGAUAUUCCGAUCUCCACAUCAGCCAGACGCUCCCUAAAACCAACAAAAUCAACAAGGACCACAUCCCUGUCCCCUACCAGCCAGACUCCAGCAGCAAUCCCUCCUCCACGACGUCCUCCACGCCCUCCUCACCGGCACCCCCCCUCCCUCCCAGUGCCACGCCGCCUUCUCCCCUGCACCCCUCCCCGCAGUGCCCGAGACAGAAAAAGAACUUCAACCUGCCAGCUUCCCACUAUUACAAAUACAAGCAACAGUUCAUCUUCCCAGAUGUGGUACCUGUACCAGAGACGCCCACCCGAGCACCCCAAGUCAUCCUGCAUCCUGUCACCUCGAAUACCAUCUUGGAAGGGAAUCCGUUACUUCAAAUUGAAGUGGAACCAACCUCCGAGAAUGAAGAGGGCCACGACGAAGCAGAGGAAUCUGAGGAUGAAUUUGAAGAAAUGAACCUGUCCCUCCUCUCAGCCCGGAGCUUCCCACGCAAGGCCAGCCAGACCAGCAUCUUCCUUCAGGAGUGGGACAUCCCGUUUGAACAGCUAGAGAUCGGCGAACUCAUCGGGAAGGGCCGCUUCGGGCAGGUUUACCAUGGACGCUGGCAUGGCGAGGUGGCCAUCCGGUUGAUUGACAUAGAGAGGGACAAUGAGGACCAGCUCAAGGCCUUCAAGCGGGAAGUGAUGGCCUACAGGCAGACGAGGCACGAGAACGUGGUGCUCUUCAUGGGAGCCUGCAUGAGCCCACCCCACUUGGCUAUCAUCACCAGCCUCUGUAAGGGACGGACACUCUACUCUGUGGUGAGGGACGCCAAGAUUGUCUUGGAUGUCAACAAAACCAGGCAGAUCGCACAAGAGAUUGUUAAGGGCAUGGGCUACCUCCAUGCCAAGGGCAUCCUUCACAAGGACCUCAAGUCGAAGAAUGUCUUCUACGACAACGGUAAAGUGGUCAUCACAGACUUCGGGCUCUUCAGCAUUUCCGGGGUGCUGCAGGCUGGCAGGCGGGAUGACAAGUUGCGGAUCCAGAACGGCUGGCUGUGCCACCUAGCCCCAGAGAUCAUCCGCCAGCUGUCCCCUGACACAGAAGAGGACAAGCUCCCGUUCUCCAAGCACUCGGAUGUCUUUGCACUUGGCACCAUCUGGUAUGAGCUCCAUGCCAGGGAGUGGCCAUUCAAGACCCAACCAGCAGAGGCAAUAAUUUGGCAGAUGGGCGCAGGAAUGAAACCCAACCUCAGCCAGAUUGGCAUGGGAAAAGAAAUCUCGGACAUACUGCUCUUCUGCUGGGCCUUCGAGCAGGAAGAGCGGCCCACCUUCACCAAGCUCAUGGACAUGCUAGAGAAACUGCCAAAGCGGAACCGGCGUCUGUCGCACCCUGGACACUUCUGGAAGUCUGCAGAGCUGUGACCAUGGACAUUGGCCAGCAUCAGCUGCCUCACCCCCAAACCACCUCUGUCCCUCUGCUCUGCCCUCUGCCAGCUCAGGAGGCCCAGGCUCACCAUCAGGGAGUCCUGACACCGCUCAGCCUGGGAGACCUGCGUGACGGACAACGUUGCAGAGGCUGUCCACACCUUCGACUUGUACCCCGUUACUCAGGCAGGAUCAGGGACCACUGAACUAGGAUCAAACUGGGCCAGAGAGGGUCCCGAGCAUGGCGUGAAGAGCUGCAGACUGAGCACAACACCUCUGGGCUGUGGGGACCAAGACACACGCCCUGGGGGCAGACGCGGACUCACACGCUGGACCAGUGUGCGUGCGUGUGUCUACACGUGGACGGGGCCAGCUACUUUCCUUCCGCCGGGAUGAGCCAGCUAUGGAGUGCCCCAGCCAUGCUAUCCUGGAACAUAGGACAGGGAACCAGAAACAACACACCUGCUCCGUUGUCAAGGCUCCCAGGCCAAGGUCAGGGUAGGGAGGGGGUAGGCUGAGCUUGCAAACAUCUGUUUUCAGAGGCCCCAUUCCAAGCUGGAAGUGACUGGUAGCCGCCAAGCACGCAAUUCCGAAGGACAGUAGGCAGUCCUGUGUGUCUUUGUAGCACAGAGCCUCUCUGAGGACCAGUCCCUGGCCUUCACCCUCCUCCUGUUUUGUAAGAACAUUGUUCUAAAUCACCUCUGCCCACACUAUCCCGGGCACCUGGAGAACACCAUAGCGUCUCAGCUGACAUGACAUCUGGGGGCCCUUGACAGUUCACCAUCAUCCAUGGCUCCCCCAAAGUCUGAGUCCUGAGAACGGGAGCUGUGACGAGAGAGGUCUAGUGAGUUUUCUCUGUGGCGCUAGCACUGCUGGGGUUAAGUUCUCCCACCAUGAUGGAUGCGGUCCUGGGUGUGCGUGAUGGGUUACACGGGCGUGCGUGUAACUGUUUACAACGGUCUCCCUGCCUCUCACCGGCUGUGUUCCUUGUCAGGGAGGUGAGGGGAGAAUACACAGAGAGGUUCCCAAGGUCUCUGCCCUCGCCUGGUGCUGAAUCCUGAGUGGUUUCCCCACUGAGGACCCUGGGACCCUGGGACCCUCCCUUACUGUGC